CGGGCGGAGAGGACCAUGCGUAGGCUUGAAGAGGCAGCUCCAAAUCUGCUACCGAGCCUCUUCUCUUCUGAAAUCUUCUCUUCUUUUACUUUUCUAUCUCAAAAUCUGGACCCCAUUUCUUUUUUACCCAAAAACAGCAUGGUUGGACCUUCCCUGGACAGCACCAAGCACCAUCUCAAACCGCCGUCCUCCUCUACCAUCAAGUUCCUUUGCAGCUACGGCGGCAAGAUCAUUCCCCGUUAUCCUGACGGCAUACUCCGUUAUCAUGGUGGCGAAACCCGCGUCCUCGCCGUGGACCGCUCCAUUUCCUUCUCCGAGCUGUUGUUGAAGCUUGAGGAGUUGUGUGGGAAGAGAGUGAGUCUCCGUUGUCAGUUGCCAAAAGAGGAUCUAGACGCUCUGGUAUCGAUCACCUCCGAUGAGGAUCUAGCUAAUCUCAUCGAGGAAUACGAUCGAGCUGCAAUCCCAAAGAUCAGGGCCUUCCUUUGCAUGCCUAAAAAAAUAUCUCCUCCUGUUUCCUCUUCGUCGUCUUCAUCAUCAUCAACAUCAUCAUUAUCAUCACCUUCUAAUAGCUACGUUGCCACUGUUGGUUCAACGGCUUCAACUUCUACACCGAGACGCUACCAUCAGAUCUCGAAGCCUGUAGCGUAUCCUGUGAAGAAGAUUCUUCCUCAUCCUCACUAUGGCUACCAUGUUCAUGGACACCCUAGCCAUGCCUACAUGGUUCACAACGGGAAUCAUUGGCAAUAGCUGUUCCGGAACUGAACUGAGACAUAUGAGAAGAUGAAAUAUAAAUACCAAAUAGUAAAAAAAAAGGGGGAAAAUAUAUUUAAAAAAAAAAGAAGAAGAAGAAUGGAGCUAUCGGAGAUAUAUAUCCAUAUAUGAAUUGUAAUUUGAGGACUGUAGGAUUUGCUUUUGGUGCGUGGAAAUUAAUGAAUUUUCAGUCCAAUUUCCCAAUUUGGAUGCCCAGGGAAAAAAAAAUCCAAUUAUUGUGAUGGUUAACGAGGAGAUUCUGGUGGAUAAACCUGGAAGAUGAUGGAGAAGCAUAUGCAUUCAAGAUACCAUCAAUCACUGAGCUAGGAAGGGCAUGCUGGCAUUGCACAUACCAAACCAAAAAGCGCAGGUGGUUUUCGUUAAUAACGAGUAGAUAAUUCCAGAAGUGAAAGUUAUGAAAUUGGAAUCAUUUGGUGGGACCGCUGUGCAUCAAUUGAGGCCAUGUCUUCCGGAAUUUAUUGGCCAUGGGAAAGACAUACGAAAAGAGGACUAAAUCACGUUUUGUAUCUGGAACAUCAUGAUACUGGGAAUCAUAAAUAUUACAACGUGAAAAAUAAGAUAAUUACUACUACAGAAAGGAAAGAGACCGUUUUGCACAA
Messenger RNA from Hevea brasiliensis (rubber tree), 1370 nucleotides. RefSeq lists its product as uncharacterized. The transcript is spliced from 4 exons. Gene Ontology annotation, molecular function: protein binding. NCBI's taxonomy places the organism in Eukaryota, Viridiplantae, Streptophyta, Magnoliopsida, Malpighiales, Euphorbiaceae. The record is from RefSeq and is a predicted model, not a curated record. The coding region runs from base 16 to 747 and encodes 243 amino acids.